AUGCACCAACCGGCCCUCACCCAGUUCCUGAAUGGGAUCCUUCACACACGGAAUGGCCUGAUGUUGGUGUGGCCGUUAUUAUGGUUUCUCGCGGAGCUGAGUUUGGGCGAGUUGCCCAAGUGGCGGAUUCAACGUAGUUGCGUCCCUUGUGCUGCUGUUUACGAGCCGUUUUGCGCUGUGGUGGAGGUCAACGGGGUGUCGACCGGCUAUUGUCUCUCUACACGCGAGGUUUUUCAACUGGCUUGCGGGGGUUUUAUUCCUGCUGGGUUUCUCUCAUAUGAUGAUGUUAUCUCGACUGGCAUGCAGGCCUGUGAUGACGAACGAAUUCAUAUGGUU
This is a messenger RNA of Mesorhabditis spiculigera, 336 nucleotides long. The record is from the annotation of a GenBank genome assembly. Lineage: Eukaryota; Metazoa; Nematoda; Chromadorea; Rhabditida; Rhabditidae.